Xenopus laevis (African clawed frog) is the source of this 3630-nucleotide messenger RNA. RefSeq names its product F-box/WD repeat-containing protein 7-like. The record is from RefSeq and is a predicted model, not a curated record. Bases 2146 to 3477 code for a protein of 443 amino acids. Lineage: Eukaryota; Metazoa; Chordata; Amphibia; Anura; Pipidae. The transcript has a single exon.
AUAGUUUUGAGGCUGAGAACGGAUCCUUUUUUGAAUAGAGGCACCACAUUAGCAAUUCGCCAGUCUCUCGGCACUAUGCCCCACAGUGUAUAGUCCCGUGCAAUAAUCAGGGACACAGGUAAGUAACUCAAAUAACACCUUUUAGCCCUUUAGAGCAUGAUUAAUGCCCCUAUUCCCACCACUGCCCCGUCCUAAGAGCCCCUUACAAUACAGUUCCCCAUCCAAAGUCCCACAGAUGCCCCUUCAUAUAAUCUCCACUACAGGAAUAAAACCCCAGUCCCAUACAUUGGCCAUCAGAGGUCCAUAAAUCUCCAUUUGCACCAUUUAUCACAUGGCUUAUCAUCAUGGAGCUGCUGUAUCCCCCAUCCCAUAUAUCUACAACUGAUGCUGAUCAGCCAACGCACUCUGGGCCCCCUUCCCUGCUGAGCCUGAAGGGGCAGUUUGUGCGUAGUUUUCGCCCUGUUUCUCCAAUGUAUUUGCCUCCUGUAGGGCACUUAGUCAUGUCCACCACAUUGGAGGAAGCACACAACUAGUAGUCCUGAAUUGUCCAGAAUGUUUUUGUUGUAUUUGGUUUUGCAACUUAAACUUCGCACAAGAUGUAUUUGCAUGUUUUACAUCUGUUGCUGUUUUCCUCGGACUAAGAGCUUGUCUAACUAGUCUAACUAGUCUAACUAGUAUAAAGACAAAUAAAUCACUCAGCCAGUGUUAGAUUAUUGCUAGACUUUCAAUGUCUUAUUAUUAGUUGUAGCCACAAAAGACGGCGUUUCCUGCACAAAAACUACACGUUAUGCGUUAGAAACACACUGAUGCAUUCGUUCUUUCAACAACCGUACCCUAUGUUUUCUGCCCCCCAGAUUACCAUUCCUCCAGAGGGGAAGGAAGGGAGAAAGGAGAGGAGGGGGCACCUAGAUCAUUUAUAUGCUGCUCUCCAUGCCUUGUAGGGCGUAAUAAUUGUUGAGGAGCCCCUAUCGUAGUCAGUAAGUCUUUUGUAGGGUAAAUUCCUAAUGGCCCUCCAUGAGCCGACCAGAUGGGCUACAAGAGUCUGGGCUUCUCCUCUUUCAGAUGGAACCAUGUGUGACAUGUUAAAGUUGACUGGAAGAGAAGAAUAGCAAUAAGUGGGACAAUGUGAGUCCAUCCUGGUCCACUGGGGCGGCCAGGAUUUUCCAGGACAGGCGAAGUGCUUUAAAGGAAAGCGGUCAGCAUAGUUGUAAUUAGGGUCUUAUUUAAGCAACAGCCCCCCAGCACCACAUAAAUCCCACACAAAUCAGCAUCACAUAACUAGGGUUGCCACCUCGCCUGCAUGGUGGCAAUGUUAUUAAUAGGGAAAAACCAUAAAUAUAUUUCAAGACCGGUAUUUAUUUCCAGAAAAGGUGACAACCCUACGCAUAACCCAGGAAGCAAUGGGAUCCCCUCAAAAGAUUUAACCCUCCACUAACUCAACGGGCUCUUUCUAAUACAGUAGCCUUUUACAGUAGGAUUAACCCUCUCAACCCACAUAUGCCUCUUCCUUGGGUUUGGGCAGGAAAGAAAAACGGCAGGGAAGGGGUGUGACUGGCUUCAUCAACAAUGGGCGGGGACACAACUGCAGAGUUAGGGACUGUCUGCAAAUUCAACGCUUUCCGUUAUAGUGUUAAUAUCAGCGUCUCCUCCUGUCACACCCCAGGCUGGAACCAACAUUAACCAGAUGUCUACGUCCUGUGUUUAUUCUCCCAACAUCCUCGACUGCUCAGGAACUUUCUGGGUGGGAGUCGACAGCUUUUUUUCUAGAGAACUUUUUCUGUCGUAUCUUUCAACCUGCUCUCAUCCCAGGGAACUACUUGUGUCUCCCCAGUAUCCUCCAUUCCUGGGCAACUUCCUGUGUUUAUCCUCCCAGCAUCCUCCAUUCCUGGGCAACUUCCUGUGUUUAUCCUCCCAGCAUACUUUAUUCCCAGUAAAGUUUGUUGGUUUAUCCUCCCUUCUUCUUCUUCCAGUGAGGCUCUUGAAAAUGGAUCUCUUCAUGGUAAAGUUUAUGUUGGACACUGACAGGUCUGGACGUUACAAUCUCAGCAUUCCCUGUGGGCACCAACCAACCAUCAUGAAGAGUUAAUAUUGCCCCAGAGCUGGAGUGACCCAAAAGGACUUGGGUCAGGAGCCAAUCAGAGCAGAAUGGAAGCCAGUGAGGACUAUAUGUGUCAGUUAGCGGAUGAGUUGGCAUUGCGCAUCCUCUGGUACCUUGAUGGCAAGGAGAUCCUGCAGGUGGCACAGACUUGCCGGCGCUGGAGACAGUUGGCUGAGGAUGAAGGUCUGUGGCAGGGAAAGUGCAAGGCUCGUGGCAUUGAGGAGCCGCUGUGUAUAACAAGGAGAAAGGCUAAAGCCUCUAGAUCUGGUCCAUGGAAAAGCUCUUACAUCCGUCAGCUCAGCGGUGAUACCAACUGGCGCCGAGGGAAGUUCAAUAGAAUAACUCUUCGUCUAACUAGUGAGAAUUGUCGCCUUUAUUGGAUGGCAUUUAAUGGGAAGGAAUUGGUCGGUACUUCACAUAGGGAAAUAAUUAAGAUCUGGUCGGCAGUUACAGGCGAGUGUCUGAGGACCCUUGUGGGACACACAAAUAGUAUCACAGAAAUACAAAUGAGAGAUCACAUCAUUGUUAGUGGAUGUGAGGACGGGACAGUAAAUGUGUGGAAUGCAGAGAGCGGGGAAAGUCUACACACCCUGUGCGGCCAUAUUGAUUACGUGCACCAUGUGCAUCUCCAUAAGCAAAGAGCAGCCACUUGUUCCCUUGAUUGCACCAUCCGGGUUUGGGACAUUGAGACAGGCCGGUGCUUACACGUCCUAUCAGGGCACGAAGCUGCUGUCACAUGGGUUUGGUAUAAUGGACACAGGUUGAUGAGUAAAGAUUUCAGUAACGUAGUGAAGAUCUGGGAGCCUGAGACAGAGACCUGUUUGCUGAGUGUUUGUCUUCACUCUGGUGCAUUCACUACUCCACAGUUUGAUGGGAAGCACAUAGUCAGUCUCUUGUUCGAAGACAGAAUGAUAGGCGUUUGGGAUGGGGAGACAUUACAGCGCACCCACACAAUAACUGGGGAUAAGUCCUACACUCCUGUGAUGACUCUGCAGAACAGCAUUCUGGGAGUGGCAACUACUGGCCGCACUGCUGAAAUAUGGAACGUUGCAACUGGGCAGCGAGUGAAUCUCCUGACACAUCCGGAUGGAUUUGACCUCCGCCAGCAAAGCUUAGUUCUCCGGGGGGAUUUCCUCAUAGGCAGGACUGACACUGGGAGGGUCUCAUUGUGGGACUGGAGAACGGGGACAUUUCUGCGGAAUCUGUUUGUUCCAAAUACAGGAGAAUCUCUUGAUCGGCAUUUACUUGUCUCCAACACAAAGUUAAUGUGUGUGGUUGCAGAUACAUGGCAAGGAAUAUUUCGUUAUCCAACUAAGGCGGUGGUGCUGGACUUUGAUGUAAAGGACUGGGCAAGAAGAAAAAUCUGUUCAGUCUUCUGAGCUUGGCGGCUCCUUUCUGACUCCCCAACCUGAUAAAAACAUUUAUGUCUGUAGGGAAAAUGAGUGAUUGACAGAGCAGAAGAUGGAGAGAAUAGAACAACACCUUAAAGGGGAAGGAAACCUAGUCGGUGCAAACCCCCCAACCCCCUCCCG